CACAGCUACGUCCACACGCCGAUGCAUCCGUCCGUUGGUCACUCAUCCCACAUAUCAUCAUGGUUGAUGCCUACCACACACGCCUCACCCACACCCCCACCGCCAUCCCUUGCACUACCACUCGGCCGCUUCACCAUCAUACACAGCCCUCUCGGCCCCUUGUUCUGCUCAGAAAGGCGGUAGGUCGUCACGUCCCACCCCUCCUCCAGCUCCGCAUGCCCCACCGCCACACACGUCACCUUGUCGGCCGCAAUGUGAUGAGCGAAGUAGCUCUUGAACCGAUCCGACAGCCCGGCUUCCGAGAAGGGGCCGACGAACGUGUAUGGGACGGAGCUCAGAGAGGGUGAGGGGGGGGCGGGGGGCGUCAUUUUGGUGGGCUUGACGAAGCUCUCCUGCGUCAGGAUGGCAACGACGCGUGACGCCUCGGUGGUCAUGUCCCUGAGCACGGCAUGGAUGGAGUUGUGGAUGCCGCGCAUGACAGGGAUGCCCCCCUGGCUGUUGUGCUCGAUGGGUGCGUGGCUGUUGAAGCCCGUGAUGACCACCACCCGCACACAGUGGAGCUUGGGAGGGUACCUCGACAGCACGUCGGCAGGGGGGCUGGGGGUGGAUGUAGAAGAGGGGUGGGCGGGGAGCUGGGGGGUGGUGCGGUGGACCUUCAUGAGGGAGUGCAGCUCCCUCAGCCGCGCCAGCAACUCGACGUUGUCGAGGCACCGUGUCAUGUGAAACCCACUGCAAUUAACACACACACACACACAGAUCAAGGGCCGUCAUCGGGCCCAGUGUAUUCUGACCUUAGUGCUUGCUGGAGGGUGACAGAGGCUGCGCGGUCCAGUGAUGCGCCGGAGGCAGCACUGCCCUGCGCGCCCACAGACAUCCCCGCACGUGCCCACACGUGAGAACACCCUCAGCGGCGACUUUGCCAAUCUCUUCACCUGUGUCUGUGUGGGCUGCGAUUGUGAUUGGUUGUCCCUUGCAUCAAGAUGGCCCUGCACUGUCUUGCUGAAGUGGGCACAGUCGAACUUGAGUGCACAAUCAAACACCGCCACGCCCAUUGGCGCCUCUCGGAGGCUGGAGGGCACCAAACACUGCGCCAACAGAUGCUGCACGCCACACACAAAGAGAAGGGGAAGUGGUCAUGAUCUUAAGAGUGUAUGGACGUGGACUGCAAUGCCUCACGUAGAGUGCGAUAUUGACACCGCCGAAGGUCUGUCCAUGAAGGAACAGGACAGAUCCAGCCGUCAUGCCUCUCCUCCCUUGAACAAACACACACAACGGCAGCAUAUUGGAGUCCGGUUGCCCGUUUGACAUGGUCGUUCUUCACCAACGAGCUGUUUGAGCCCCGGCACCUCCGGCUUGAUGGCUAUCUGUGUGUUGUGGAAGAGAUCUUUGGCCGUUUCGUCAUAGCUAACGCGGGAACGGCUCGGCGGGGCGGCAAUCACUGCCGCUUGAAGGGCGUCAGCGGCCAGCGCCUCUCCCCCUGCCGCUGCCCUGGCCAUCGUGAGGCGUG
This is a messenger RNA of Vitrella brassicaformis, 1507 nucleotides long. The record is from the annotation of a GenBank genome assembly. Lineage: Eukaryota; Vitrellaceae.